AUGGUGAACGCGCUGACGGGCGGGUCGGCGCAAGGCGCUCUCCGCGGUAGCAAACUGCUGCGCAGCGAAGGGCGCGGAUUCGCCGCCAUGGCCCGCGCGGUGGUCGCCGCCGGCAGUGCUGCUGCGGCACUGAUGCUGAUUGCACCGAGAGUGGCGCAGGUAGCUUGGAGUGCGUACGGUUGGAAUGAACCGCUACUCUACGAUCCUUUUGUGCACAUGAGUUUGGGAGCGCCGUGUGUGCCCUUCAUGUCCCUCGUCGCCAUAAUCCUUGGCUCUGAUGCGCGUGGCGUGCGUCCCUCACCCCGUGCCUUGCGUUCCCCCGGAGGGGACGGGCCGGUGGAGGCGCCGGGGCCGAUUGAAAUGCUGGCGCGCGGGCUGGCGUGCAUCCAGGCCAACCUGGGCCCGUGGUCCGUGUCCGACCUCACCCUCGGCCUCGCCGUCAUGGCCAAGGUGACGGCAAAGCGCCCGCCUCCCCCGCCGCGGGGGCGAGUGGUGGCGCCUGCAGUGCUGGGCGUGGCGUACCUGGCGGAGUUGCAGCGCCUGAGGGCGCACGCGGAGGCCGUGUACUCGGGGGACAGCGCCACCUGGUCGCUGCAGAAGCAGCCCUCUUCUCGGCUCCCCUCUUCUCUCUCUGGUGGACCGUCGGGCCAUCGUGUUCUCCCCCAUGGUCUCUCUCAAAUCCCCGUCUCUCCCGUCCCCGUGUGCGUGCAGACGUGUCUGCCGGAGUCGGCCAUAGUGCAUGCGCAGUGGCAGCCGCACAACCAGCGUGUGCGCCCGGCGUUUGUGGUGUGCGUGGACCCUCAGCUGGGGGCUGUGGUGGUGGCUGUGAGGGGCACCUCCGACACUGCUGACAUGCUUGUCAAUGCCGGCACCUUUCCCCACGAUUUCCUGGGUGGCAAAGUGCACAGUGGCUUUCUGCAUGCCUCUACACAUUUGCUCUAUGAGGCUCGGGACCACAUCGAGCACGCGCUGCGCACGUGGCAUGGCAUGCCGGUGCGGCGCCUUGUGUUCGUGGGGCACAGCCUGGGCGCGGCUGUGGCCAUCUUGGCGGGCAUGAUGCUGCGCCAUGAGAACAACCGCCUGCACCCCCACUCUCAUGCACGGGGCACCACAGGUCAUGGGCACGCAUCAACACACAACUUGCAUGCUGUGACAGGUAACAACCACUCUCAUGCUGCUGCUGUCAAGCCGGCUGGCAGGCGUGGUGGCAGGGGGCGGAGGCCAGAGGGGCGGCAGCAGGAGAUGGGAUGGGCGGAUGGGGAGUCAGAGGAGCUGCAGGAGGCAGCGGCUGAAGCAGUGGUGGGGGCAGGGAGGGGGUUGGAUGGUGUGGAGGUGCAGUGUGUGGGGUACGGUCCGCCUGCAUGCAUGACUUUGGACUUGGCCCAGCAGUGCACGUCCUUUGUCACCUGUGUGCUGGUGCACCACGACUUAGUGCCUCGUGUGGAGCUGCUGCGGCAGGCCAUCAGCACGUUUGACUGGGACCGUGCGGAGGCAGUGGUGGGAUGGCAUGACGAGGACUGGCAGCGCCUCAAGGCGGCCAAGGACCUGCUCUCGCGCCUCAAGGACCUGCACAGCACGGCUGUGGGGGCAGCCGCAGCAGUGCAGGAAAGUGCAGUGUCAGCGGCAGCGGCUGUGCAGCAGUCGGCAGCAGGCGUAGCGGCCUCCGUGCAGCAGUCACCGCUGCUGGGGGCUGCAGUGGGGGCGGCUGGAGCAGUGCAGAGCCAGGCAAUGGGUGCUGCAGCAGCGGUGCAGGGAGCUGCGGUGGCAGUGACGGGGGCGGCAGCUGGGCUGGGGGGCAAGGCACAGGAGCUCCAGCACGUGGUGGCCGAGAAGGUCCCUGAGCUCGUGGCUGAUGCCCUUCCCCAUGGGGUGGUGCAGCUCGUAGGGGGGGCCAGGGCGAAGCAGCAGGAGAAUGCUGGAAAGGGCCAAAAGGGGGAGGCGAAUGAUGGGCAAUUAAGGGGUGGGGAAGGUUGGGAUGCUGUGGUUGAGGAGGAUGGGGCAGGGAGUGCUGAAGGAGUUGACAUGAAAACACAGGGGAAAAAGAAAGGGAAAGAGGCAGAGGAGGAAUGGCAGGCAGAUAAAGAGCGAGUGAAAACACAACACGUGGAGGGUGGGGAGGAUGGCACUGGCUCUAGUAGCGACAGUGGUGAGGGCAGUAACAUGAACGAGACUGGGGAAGCUGGAAUGGAGGCUGUGGUGCAGAACAAGUGUGAGACGCAAGGUGAGAGAGGUGAGUGCAACGACGAGGGAAAGGCCGUGGGGGAAGGUAAGAUGGCAGAAGCAACGGACAGCAACAAGAAUGGGGGUUUUGAGGGGAGGGAGGGUAAAUAUGAGGGGGCUGAGGAGCCAGAGAGUGCUCAUGAGAAGCAGCAGCAAGAGGAUUUUGCGCCACCCCUUUAUCCCCCUGGCCGUCUGCUAAUGCUGUGCUGCGACCCCCCUGGUUGUGGUCAUCGCCCCACCACUCGCAAGGAAGUGCAUCCGCAGAGGCAGUUUGGUGUUUUCCCAUCACACGAGGAGGUGGCGGGAGGCCACAUGCGGUGGCAGGUGGUGGAGGUGCAGCAGGAGGCAGUGCGCGAGAUAGUGGUGUCGCCGUGGUGCAUCAGCGACCACAUGCCAGGCACCAUGGGCGAGGGGCUCAACUGGAUCAUGGCCCAUGUGGGGGACGGCCAGGGGGGCACGGUGGACGACGGGAGGGAUAAUGGAGAACCAGGGGCAAAGGAGCGGGAAGAGUAG
Messenger RNA from Closterium sp. Yama58-4, 2733 nucleotides. Lineage: Eukaryota; Viridiplantae; Streptophyta; Zygnematophyceae; Desmidiales; Closteriaceae. The record is from the annotation of a GenBank genome assembly.